This is a messenger RNA of Aphanomyces astaci, 1579 nucleotides long. RefSeq lists its product as hypothetical. NCBI's taxonomy places the organism in Eukaryota, Oomycota, Saprolegniomycetes, Saprolegniales, Verrucalvaceae. The coding region runs from base 87 to 983 and encodes 298 amino acids. The transcript is spliced from 3 exons. Gene Ontology annotation, biological process: protein dephosphorylation. The record is from RefSeq and is a predicted model, not a curated record. Gene Ontology annotation, molecular function: protein serine/threonine phosphatase activity; cation binding.
UGUACGGGGAAUAUACAUUGUGUUAGAACGGCCGAAUUUUCGCCGACACGUCCGUCACUUUUCCGAAAGAUCAUCAGCAUCGAAAGAUGGGAAACUUCUUGAGCACUCCCCAGACAGACAAGGUCACGCAUGUGGGUGAAGGGAAUGGAAUAUCGUUCGGCGUCAGCUGCAUGCAAGGAUGGCGCACAACCAUGGAAGAUGCGCACAUCGCCCAGGCCAACGUGCCUGCAUUUGCUGGUGCGUCCAUAUUCGCCGUGUUUGACGGCCAUGGCGGCAACCUUGUGGCGGACGAGAGUGCCGUGCGGUUCGUGGAUACCUUAGUGAAGGAACAUCAACACACGAAUGACCCACAAGCUAUCGGCGCUGGACUCCGCCGCGCAUUCUUGGCCCUGGACACGGAACUGCGCGCGAUGCAAAAGGUCGAGAGUGGCGAAGACCAGAGCGGAUGCACCGCGCUAGCUGCGUUUUUGACCGACACACACAUCAUCGUGGCCAACUCUGGCGACUCCCGCGGCGUUCUUGCGACGUGCGGCGACGCUGUCGAACCCAUGUCGUACGACCACAAGCCCAACAACGCUCGAGAAAAGCUGCGCAUCGAGAAAGCUGGCGGCAUGGUCCGCAACAAUCGCGUGAACGGCGAUCUCGCGGUGUCGCGGGCGUUAGGCGACUUCUACUUCAAGGAACGGCCGGAUCUAGCCCCCGAAGCGCAACAGGUGUCGCCAGAGCCAGACAUCAAGAUCGAAGCGCGGUCGCCGUCGAACGAGUUCCUCUUGUUGGCGUGCGACGGCGUGUGGGAUGUCCUGACCAACGAAGAAGCGUGCAACUACGUCCGUCGUGUGAUGCUGUUGGGGGAAACCAACAUGGGCCUGAUCUGCGAAGAACUGCUCGACUAUUGUUUGUCCCUGGAUAGGUACUGUACGCCUCCCAAAACAAAAAAAGUAGGGUUAUUUGGUGUUGAAUUGUACCUAGUCGGGACAACAUGAGCGCCGUGCUGGUGGUGUUGGAAGGAGCCAGGUUUGGGACUGGCGACGGCGUCCUCGGCAUCCGGAAGGAGCGGGAGGCAGCCGAAGAAGCGAAGAAGCGGCAGCAAGAACUCGUGGGCCAACAAGAAGGGCAAGACCCGCCGCAAAACAAGUUUACCAUCGUAGGCUCGCAAUAGGCAGGCAACCUCGAAGUGUCGAUAACUAAACGACGAGUUCCAUGGCCGACUCGUGCUGUUGUGCGCGACCGUACACACUUAUGUCGACUAGAGCAUGCAUACAUGGUGCGUGCAUCUAGGCUGGGAGAACGAGUACAUAGACAUCACACACCACCUGCUGACAUUGAGAGGAAGUAGUUGGUGUGGCUGGGUGAAUUCCGGGUAUGGGAAACGUUGGCUCCGGACAAUGCACUGAUGGUAUGGGAGAAGCAGCUUGAGAUUUUGAUGGGCUUGUUCAUGGUUGACGGACAUGUGAAGUAAAGGUAGCCAGCCUUUGCCUUGUGGCUGAUACUCGUGUAGUGUCAUGGUACUAUGUGAGUGGUGAGCAUUUCAUGUGUGUUGUUGGCAUGUCCAACCCUGCUUUCAUGUUGGACAAGGCAC